UCCAUUUAACCGUAACGCGUAUCCCAGGGUCGCGGGUGUGCGGGAGCCCAAGAGUAAAUACUGUUUUAUUACAUACAUUGAAUGAUCUAAAACACAACAUUCAGGUAAAUUCUAUCAUUUAACAUUUGUGUUUACAUGUAUGUUGGAUUAGCAUGUCUGUUGUCAGCACGUUUCCUACUAUUUUCUUCAGAUUAUUUUCCAGGACUUUUUCAUCGAUUACAUGCCUCAUUUUGAGAACGACGUGUGGCUGUGGCCGGCAUCUCUUGCAGCUCCUGGUGACAUCCUGGAAGCACCCGGAGAACCGCGGAUAUCAACGCGGCGAGGAUGCUUCGUCACCGGCGGCAAGUGUGAAGAGAUGGCGGGGGAACCGCCGGCGGGCACCGGCCGAGUGGUUCUUGUCAAGAAGAUCAUCAUGAAGGACGGAGCCGCGCUUCAACAGGGUAUAGGCCGACCCAGCGUGUACCAUGCCGUCGUGGUCAUCUUCCUGGAGUUCUUCGCCUGGGGUUUGCUGACCACACCCAUGCUCACGGUGUUACAUGAAACGUUUCCACAGCACACGUUCCUGAUGAAUGGACUCAUUCAAGGAGUGAAGGGUCUUUUGUCGUUCAUGUCUGCCCCUCUGAUCGGUGCGUUGUCGGACGUGUGGGGGAGGCGCUCAUUCCUUUUGGUCACCGUCUUCUUCACCUGCGCCCCGAUCCCCCUCAUGAGACUCAGCCCCUGGUGGUACUUCGCCAUGAUCUCCAUGUCAGGAGCGUUCUCGGUCACCUUCUCUGUCAUCUUUGCCUACGUCGCAGAUGUGACCGAUGAAAGGGAGAGGAGUACGGCUUACGGUCUGGUGUCCGCCACGUUCGCCGCGAGCCUGGUGACCAGCCCGGCCAUCGGGGCCUAUUUGUCCGCAUGGUACGGAGACAACCUGGUGGUUCUGGUGGCGACGCUGAUCGCCCUGGUCGACAUCUGCUUCAUCCUGCUCGCCGUGCCCGAGUCUCUGCCGGACAAGAUGAGGCUCAACACCUGGGGGGCGCCCAUAUCCUGGGAGCAAGCCGAUCCCUUCGCUUCUCUGAGGAAGGUGGGUCAGGACCCCACGGUCCUACUCAUUUGUAUCACAGUGUUCCUGUCAUACUUACCCGAGGCGGGGCAGUACUCCAGCUUCUUCCUCUACCUGCGACAGGUCGUCAAUUUCUCCUCGACAACGAUUGCUGUUUUUAUCGGAGUUGUGGGAAUCCUGUCCAUUGUGGCACAGACGCUUGUCCUCACACUGCUGAUGCGGACUCUGGGUAAUAAAAACACUGUUCUCUUGGGUCUGGGCUUCCAGAUUCUUCAACUGGCCUGGUAUGGCCUUGGAUCAGAGCCUUGGAUGAUGUGGGCAGCCGGCGCCGUGGCCGCCAUGUCCUCCAUAACCUUCCCCGCGGUCUCCGCUCUGGUGUCGCAGUCUGCCGAUCCCGAUAAACAAGGUGUGGCUCAGGGAAUGAUCACGGGGAUCCGAGGUCUGUGCAACGGUUUAGGUCCAGCGCUGUAUGGAUUCAUCUUCUUCCUCUUCAAUGUGGAGCUGAACACCAUGGACCCCAUCCAGGGAGACUUUGACCCCUUGCCCCUUCACAGUCCCACUGAGCAAACGCUCAUCCCCGGCCCACCUUUCCUUUUGGGGGCAUGUACGGUUGUCGUCGCCUUCCUGGUGGCUCUCUUCAUCCCGGAGAAGCCCCCCUCCGCCUCGUCGUCACCUCAGCUGCCGCUGAGCGACAAGCCGCGGCCAGCGAGCGACGAGUCGCUUUCCUCGCUGGCGGGCAUCCAUAUUAACACGCCUCUCCCGGGCAGCGACGAAGAAACUCCCGCCGCCGCCACCAGCGAUGAAGAUUUUGAGCCCCUGCUGCAGGACAGUAUUGUUUGACGGACCAGCGCAAAGAACCACCGCGUGCGGGAUUCAACGUUGUCCUUCGGUCCAUUGGCAUUUUGUUCAAAAGAAGAGCGCCUUUCCAUUGCUGUCGGGUGAGUCCAAAUUUACAGUACCUCAUAUUGUCUGACGUUUGACAGUAAAAGGCGCGUUGAUGCUUCGCCACGCCGCUCGCUGAGCGGCAGAGCCAGCGGUUGCUUUCGCCGAGCGGCGGGUGCAAAAGUGCUGCGCACAUGCGAAGAUGGCGUUUCGCCGAAAUCGAGUGUUUGGUUGAGAAAAUGAGGUUGUGACCGAAAGGGACCGCGCUGAUAAAGGACACCAGCAUUUGAUUCCAUUGAAAGGGGAAACGGCGAUAUUUUCGUCGCGUUUCUGGUGAUUUUGUAGAGUGGGAUGAUUGCUGCUUAUCUUUAUGCUUAUAGUAGAUUUUUUUUGGGGGGGGGGGGGGGCGAAUUAUCAUAUUCAGCUGUAUCUUUUUAAAGCUGAAUUAUACAGAUGCUAGUCUUUUUAUUUUUUAUUUUUGGAAUGGGAACUGUACGUCUGCAACAUAUUUAAAGCUGCUAAAGUUUCAGUGUUGAUUUGUAAAUUUCUACUCGGUGAGGGAAAAACAAGAUACGAGAAGCUAUAAUAGACCGGAAGCCAAAUCAUAAAACCUUGCAUUUUCCAUUCCAUCAAUCCAUCCUUUCAUCUUGUUCAUUUCUUCCCGGAUUCCCCGCCAUCUCCUCCCCGGUCGUCCUUCCAUGGAACACGUACAGGAGGCGUCCCGACGGGAUGUCUCACAUUCUUUUUAAUCGAGCAUACGGGACGUGUCUUGAGGAUAGAAAAUAUUGAAAAGGGAACUAAAGUUUCAUUUGGGAAAUCGCAGAGCGUCUGCUUGUCAUUGGAGUUCGUUUCCAUGUUGGGGACACUACCUCAGACCACACUCAACGUGUUUACUCAUUACUUAUUUGAUCUGUUUUAGAAUUUAUUUAAAAAUCAAUGUCUGAAAGUACUUUUGAGUAUUUGAAAAGGACCGUGACAUUAUUUUUGCAUACAUUCUGGUGCUAGUUCAACAUAAGAUGACAUAUUCUGAAGGGGAGACUCCGACUCGUGCGAUAUAUGACCACCUUGGUACAAAUAUGUAUUCUCAACAUCGCACCAAUUUCGGCAUCAUCGCUGAAUGCGCUCCCACUUUUUCCUUUUUACUCAACCACACACAGACGCAACCAUAAAUUUGUUUUGCACAGAAGCAAUGUCUUUGUCACUUUGCGACUGAGUGUGUCUUUACGAUGCAAGGUCGGUAUCAUGUUUGCACUUGAUGAAAACUAGAGAAAAGACUGACCGAGGAAUGUCCACAAGUUUAACUGUAGAUAAGAGGCACAGUGUACGGAAGUGUUUGCUUUAUGACUGAAAAGUGUAACUGAACACGCGAACGUUUGGGUCCUUGAAAUUAUUUGGUGUCCUCACUGACACAAUAUGAACGGGGACUAAACUCUGGCACACUGAGAGAUGAACGAUAUUAUCGGAAAUCCAUCAUUUGAAGAUAGGAUUUUUAGUUGAGAAACUAAUCCUUGAGCAGGGAGGGGCUGGGGUGGGGGGGGGGGGCGUUUCCCGGAACUCAUUGAGUCAAUACUCAACUGGCUCAUACGAAAAUAGUCAUGUUUUCACCAUCAACGUUUUUGUGGACUCUUUGCUUUGAAAGACGCUAACUUUACAAUUGGAAUAAACUGCCGCCGAGACAACAAUAUUUCAGCAUAUCAUACAUACAGUGUGGCAUCCAAAAAUAGACAACUGUUAAUUGUGGGGGGGCGGG
This is a messenger RNA of Hippocampus zosterae (dwarf seahorse), 3677 nucleotides long. RefSeq names its product hippocampus abundant transcript 1 protein-like. Gene Ontology annotation, cellular component: membrane. Lineage: Eukaryota; Metazoa; Chordata; Actinopteri; Syngnathiformes; Syngnathidae. The coding region runs from base 221 to 1885 and encodes 554 amino acids. Gene Ontology annotation, molecular function: transmembrane transporter activity. The record is from RefSeq and is a predicted model, not a curated record. Gene Ontology annotation, biological process: transmembrane transport. The transcript has 13 exons.